CAGUUAGCACAAAUUAGCAAAACAUUAUUAUUAGUAGUAAUAAUGGUCUAAAAAUCCUUCUACAUUGGAUACAACAAUGUAAAUUUUCAAAUGUUUAAUGAAGUAAAAGGUGAAGGACUGAGUUUAUUCUGAUUGACAUUAAGCUUUAUUAGCCAUAUUGUCCGGUUGCUACAGGAAGUUAUAGGUCUCCCACUGCGCAUGCGCGUCUGUUGACCGUUCUUCCUUCUGCUUUUUAGAGGUAGCGGCAGAGACACUGCCAGAAAUGCAGGUUAUGGAAGAUGUACCCAGUCUCAUCUCUGAGGCUUUGUGUUGUACUCGUCAAGCUCAGCAUACAGAACCAGCUCUGUUACGGAUGUGUACAGUGAAACUGGUGGACUUCAGGAAAAUACAGGGCCUGGAUGCAAACGUAAUCUCAGAUGGAAAUGUGCAUACUGGAGUUUCAGGAAUAUCUAGUUUUUAUGGAGACCAACCAUCACUGCGUGCUCUGUUAAAGAUGUGUUCUGUGAGACUGGUGGAUUGUAGAAAAAUAGCUGAAGAUGAACCAGAAGAUGGGGCUUCUGAUGACCAAUACAGCAGCGGCGAGUCCAGCAACUCAUCGUCUGAUGAAUGGGAUCUGUCAGGGCCUAAAAAACAACCGGUUAAAGGAAAGAGCCGUAGAAAAGUUUUUGUACCGGAAAUGGGAAAAAAGACAUAUCACUGCAGCCACUGCGAUAAGACUUUCAAGAAUCCGGUAACCUUCAGAAGCCACCAGAGGGUGUUUAUAGAAGGAAAGGGUCACAAAUGCACAGUGUGUGGAAAAAUAUUUUCAGCAAGAAAGCACUUGCUGGAGCACCGCCGAGUGCACACUGGGGAAAAGCCUUACCAGUGCACACAGUGUGGAAAAGCAUUUGCCCGACAAACAGGUCUGGAAGAGCACCGGAGAGUGCACACUGGGGAGAAGCCUUACCAGUGCACAAAGUGUGGAAAAGCUUUUGCCCUACAAUCAACAUUGCGCCUUCACCAGAUCGUUCACUCUGAUGAGAAGCCUUACCAGUGCACACAGUGUGGAAAAGCGUUUGCCCGACAAACAAGUCUGGAAGAGCACCGGAGAGUGCACACAGGCGAGAAGCCUUACCAGUGCACACAGUGUGGAAAAGCGUUUGCACGACAUGGAUGCCUGACACUUCACAAGAGCAUGCACACUGGGGUGAAGCCUCACCAUUGCACAAAGUGUGGAAAAGCCUUUUUACGUUUCACAAAUCUAAACAGACACCAGAUGGUGCACUCCAACUCGAAGCUUAACGGCGGCUCUCAGUCCGACAAGACGCAGGCAUCAAAUGUUAACGUGCACAAGGGUGUACAUACUGGCGAGGAUCAUAUAUGUUGCCAAAAGUGUGGAAGAAAAUUCUCAAGCUCAUUGGGUAUUCAAAGGCAUAAUUGUGCAAAUCCUCAUUCAAAACCAUACGAGUGCUCAGAAUGUGGUUUGAUGUUCAGAAAUUCUUUAAACCUAAACACUCACAAGCAAGUACACACUGAGGAGAAACCGUACAAGUGUUCUCGAUGUGAUAAGACAUUUAAAAGAUGUUCAUCUUUAAUCGUACACAAAAGGAUACACAGUGGACAAAAGCCGUACUACUGUGACUUAUGUGGAAAACAGUUUUCACAAUCAACACAUCUGCACACACACAAGAGAGUGCACACCGGAGUAAAGCCUUACAGCUGCUCGCAUUGUGGCAAGUCUUUCACUCAGUCAUCUCAUCUUACAGUGCACAAGCUAGUGCAUACCGGACAGAAGCCGUACUGCUGCACCACCUGUGGCAAAGGAUUCAGAUUAUCCAACCACCUUAAGAGUCACGAGAGGACUCACAGUGGGGAAAGGCCGUAUCCCUGCACUAUUUGCGGAUUCAGUUUCUCUCAGUCUAACAGCCUUAAAAAUCAUAUGAGAAUACACACUGGAGAGAAGCCUUACCAGUGCUCAAAAUGCGAUAAGGUAUUCAGACGUGGUGAGACAUUCACAGUGCACGAGCAAGUGCAUAAUGAAGAAAAGCCCUACAAGUGCAAACAGUGUGGAAAACACUUCUCAAGCUCAUUGGGGUUUCGGAGACACAAGACAAUACACAGUCAAGAGAAGCUACAUCGGUGCUCUGAGUGCGGUAAGCAGUUUGUGCAUCCGUCAACAUUAAACAAUCACAAGAGGAUACAUACCCAAGAGAAAGGUUUUCACUGCUCUGAGUGCGGUAAACAGUUUGUACAGUCUUCGUCUCUUAAACAUCACAAAAGAAUACACACUGGGGAAAAACCGUACAAGUGUUCUCAAUGUAAUAAGGCUUUUUCUCAUUCUUCAGCUCUUGUAGUACACCAAAGGCUACACAGUGGACAAAAGCCGUACCACUGUGACUUAUGUGGAAAACAGUUUUCACAAUCAACACAUCUGCGAACGCAUGAGAGAGUGCACAGCGGAGUAAAGCCUUACAUCUGUUCGCAUUGUGGCAAAUCUUUCAGUCAGUCGUCUCAUCUUGCGGUUCACAAGCUAUUGCACAGCGGGCAGAAGCCGUACUGCUGCACCACCUGUGGCAAAGGAUUCGCGACACCAGACUACCUUAAACUUCACCUGAGAAUUCAUACAGGUGAAAAGCCAUACAGGUGUUCUGUUUGUGGAUGGUCUUUCACUCAGUCCCACAGCCUCAAAGAGCAUCUGGGAAGACACUGGAGAGACGCCUUGCCGGUGUUGACGGCUCAGUAGGGCGUUCAGAGAGCUUGGCCAUUUUAAAUUCCAAAUACUUGACGAACGAUACUUUAGUUGAAUUGUCCUGGUCAUGAACAUCCAACCAGUCACAUACGUCAUGUUUAUGUCUGGUAUAGUAAGUUUAAGACUUGGGGCACAAGCUGGGGCACAGUCUAGAUAGGAUGCCAGUCUAUAACAAGGCACAACAGCACACACACACUUACGCACCCAUUCACAACCUACGGUCAAGUUAAAGAUGCCAAUCAGCCAACAAACAAUUUCUUUGGAUCUUGGGAGAAAACCAGAAUAUGAGAAGGAAUCCCCUGAGGCACAGGGAGAACAUCCAAACUCCAUAUGCCCCUGAGCCACUGUGCCCCCUAAAUGAAUCUAAUUAUAAAUAGAAAUGUAAAAUAAAACCUUAAUGUUAAAAAGUUUAAACUUUAAAACUUUAUUGAGCCUUUUGUCUCCAAAGACAGGACUACAGCAAGAUGCCUGGAACAAUCAACCAGGUAAUUUUCUUUAGAAAGCUGCACCCAUGCAAAUUUUGGUUAGUUGUCAAUACUUUUAUUGUUCAAUGUAAUAAUUUUUUUGAAGAGCUAGCAACUCUUCAUUAGUUUUUUUUUUUGAAGUCAUGUUUCUUUACUUAUAUGCAAAAAUUUAUGUAAAAUUUUGCUAAUCAUUCUGGAGUACUGUAUUACUCAGUAAAAGUGCAAUAAGAGUUUG
Molecule: messenger RNA, 3427 nt
Organism: Tachysurus fulvidraco (yellow catfish)
Lineage: Eukaryota; Metazoa; Chordata; Actinopteri; Siluriformes; Bagridae
Product: zinc finger protein 493-like
Exons: 5
Coding region: 263-2722 (819 amino acids)
Cellular component (GO): nucleus
Source: RefSeq, a predicted model, not a curated record